AUGUCGUCAUCAUCAGAACAGAAACCCAAGCCAUGUUGUGUAUGUCUCGAUGAAAGAAAAGAGAGAGACAAAUGUGUAUUAUUUCACGGAGUUGAUAGCGAAGAUUGCAAAUCAAUUCUUGACAAGUAUACCUCAUGUAUGAAGGGUUAUGGGUUCACACCUAACCCAAUUAAGAAUUGA
Molecule: messenger RNA, 180 nt
Organism: Lodderomyces orthopsilosis Co 90-125
Lineage: Eukaryota; Fungi; Ascomycota; Pichiomycetes; Serinales; Debaryomycetaceae
Gene: COX17
Product: copper metallochaperone
Exons: 1
Coding region: 1-180 (59 amino acids)
Biological process (GO): mitochondrial respiratory chain complex IV assembly
Cellular component (GO): mitochondrial intermembrane space
Molecular function (GO): copper chaperone activity; copper ion binding
Source: RefSeq, a predicted model, not a curated record